AUGACUGAAGUACAAGUGAAAGCUCACGAAGAAAAGAUUGAAAAAUAUACCAAAGAUGAGUAUAGUUGUCGAUGCUAUCUUUUAAAUUGUCUUGCUGAUCAAUUUUAUGAUUACUACAAUACUACUUACACUUCUGCAAAGAAAAUUUGGAAAGCUUUACAGAGUAAAUAUGAUACGGAAGAAGCCAGAGUGAAGAAAUAUGCGGCAAGUCGCUUCUUUCGAUAUCAAAUGAUUGAUGAAAAGUCCGUCACAGAGCAAGCUCAAGAUUUUCAAAUGGUUGUAGCAGAAGUUAGAUCUGAAGGUAUCAAGAUUGGAGACAAUCUAAUUGUUUGUGGCAUCAUCGAUAAGCUACCACCUUCGUGGAGAGAGUUUCAAAAGUCGAUGCGCCAUAAACAAAAUGAGACUUCCUUAGAGACAUUAAUCACACGUAUUCGCAUAGAAGAGGAAGCUAAAGGCCAAGAUGCAUUGGUGUUUCAAAAUGGGUGGUGGGCAGUUUCUGGUGCCAAUAGGCAUGUCUACUACGAUAAAGAUUGGUUCAAAAAUUUUACUCCCUUUGAAGAAGAGAAGACUAUCAUGCUUGGUGAUUCAAGUAAAAUCAAGGUCAUUGGGAGUGGUGAGGUCAAGCUGAAAUUCACCUCGGGACGUAUAUUGAUGCUCAAAGAUGUACUCUAUACACCGUCCAUGAGGAAGAAUUUGAUGUCGAGUUUUUUACUCAACAAAGCGGGCUUCAAACAAAUUAUGGAAUCUGAUCAAUAUGUGAUUACAAAAAAUAGAGUUUUUGUGGGCAAAGGCUAUGCUUGUGAUGGAAUAUUUAAAUUGAGUAUUGAGAAUAAAGUAUAG
Carya illinoinensis is the source of this 840-nucleotide messenger RNA. RefSeq lists its product as uncharacterized. The coding region runs from base 1 to 840 and encodes 279 amino acids. The record is from RefSeq and is a predicted model, not a curated record. NCBI's taxonomy places the organism in Eukaryota, Viridiplantae, Streptophyta, Magnoliopsida, Fagales, Juglandaceae. The transcript is spliced from 2 exons.